ACAAGUUCCAUUGAUGAACACAAAGGUUGUUGACUGAAGAACCCCAAGAAGAUUGGGAACCCAACAACAACCCAGAUCUUCUUCACCUUCGCAUUCCGUUUUGAAAGAAGCAAAAGUCAAAACACAAUUGAAGAAAGCCAUGUCGAAAAAGGAAGGAGCUUUGCUUCAAUUCGCUCCGAUGCAGAGUUCCGUCGAUGAAGGCUUCUGGCACAGAUUCUCUUCCUUGAAGCUCAACAAGCUCGGCAUUGAUGAUUCUCCAUUACCCAUCAUUGGUUUCUAUGCACCUUGCUCACAUUCUCAAGUGUCAAAUCAUUUAACUCUGCUAGCUGAGUCUUUGCCUUCUGAAUCAAGUGAUUCUUCAUUGGUACCAGAACCAAGCUCCGGUAACAGGAACAAGUGUUCUGUACCUGGGAUUCUUUACAAUACUAAUACUGUGGAAGGUUUUCAUGCACUUGAUAAAAUGAAACUCUUGAAGGAAGAGGCAGCAAAGAUAUGGAAUGACAUAGUAACUGGAAAAGCUGUGGAGGACUGUUCAAUGCUUUCAAGAUUCCUUCUUAUUUCUUUUGCAGACCUCAAAAAAUGGAGCUUUCACUAUUGGUUCGCUUUCCCAGCUCUGAUGCUUGAUCCUCCUGCAGCCUUGGUUAACCUAAGGCCAGCUUCUCAGUGGUUGAGCGCAGCCGAGGCAGAAUCCCUCUCAACUGCCUGUAAUGAGUGGCGGAACUCAAAAUCAACGGCAGAUGUUCCGUUCUUUUUAGUCACUAUGGAUCCUCAAUCGCGUGCUACUAUUAGGCUCUUGAAAGACUGGGAUGCGUGUCAGAGCGAUGCUCACAAGAUCCUCUUUGGAUUUUAUGACCCAUGUCAUCUUCCAAAUAAUCCUGGCUGGCCUCUACGCAACUUCUUAGCACUUAUCUCUGCAAAGUGGAAUCUCAAGUCUGUUCAAUUUUUAUGCUACAGAGAGAAUCGUGGUUUUGCCGAUAUGGGAUUAUCCCUUGUUGGUGAAGCAUUGAUAACUGUUUCGGAAGGGUGGAAGGACACCAUGCCGAAUGCAGUUGGAUGGGAACUCAAUAAGGGGAGAAAAGUACCUAGGUGUAUUAGCCUUGCACAGUCCAUGGAUCCAACAAGGUUGGCCGUAUCUGCUGCAGAUUUGAAUUUAAAGCUUAUAAGGUGGCGUGCGCUGCCUUCUCUAAACUUGAGUGCCUUAUCUUCUGUCAAGUGUCUUCUCCUUGGAGCAGGAACUCUAGGAUGCCAGGUUGCACGCAUGCUUAUGGCAUGGGGAGUCAGAAAAAUUACUCUAGUAGACAAUGGCAAGGUGGCCAUGUCUAACCCGUUGAGGCAGUCUCUAUAUACUUUAGAUGACUGUCUUAACGGUGGUAGUUUCAAAGCAACAGCAGCCGUUGAAAGCCUCAAACGGAUAUUUCCUGCAGUGGAAGCAGAAGGUGUUGUUAUGGCUAUACCGAUGCCUGGACAUCCAGUAAAUAGCCAAGAACAGGAGAGUGUGCUCAAUGAUUGUAGGCGCUUGUCCGAUUUGAUCGAUGCUCAUGAUUCAGUUUUCUUAUUGACAGAUACCAGGGAAAGUCGAUGGCUGCCAACUCUUCUCUGUGCCAAUACUAACAAGAUUACCAUUACCGCGGCACUAGGGUUUGAUAGUUUCUUGGUUAUGCGGCAUGGAGCUGGUCCUUUUAGUCAUGCCCAUGGCUUCAAUGCUGAAACUGCUAUUUCUUCAUCUGCUGAUGUGCACAAAAUAAAAGAUGCAAAGGGAAAGCAUAGACUGGGCUGUUAUUUUUGCAAUGAUGUUGUAGCGCCGACUGAUUCAACCUCCAACCGCACCUUGGACCAGCAAUGUACGGUGACCCGACCGGGACUGGCUCCAAUUGCUUCGGCCCUUGCAGUUGAACUUUUAGUAUCAAUUUUGCAUCAUCCUGAAGGGAUAUUUGCAGAAGGUGAUAUUAGCAACAAUGUCAUUGGAACUAGUGAGCAACCUCUUGGUAUUUUACCUCAUCAGAUUCGCGGUUCGCUUGCUCAAUUUUCUCAAAUGACCCUUGUAGGUUACUCGUCUCCUAGCUGCACAGCCUGUUGCGAUACGGUUUUAUCGGAAUAUCGAAACAAAGGGAUGGAGUUCAUACUACAAGCAAUAAAUCAUCCUACAUACCUAGAGGAUCUCACUGGACUAACAGAGUUGAUGAAAUCUGCCACCGCGUUCUCAUUGGAUUGGGACAAAGAUGAUGAUGAUGGUGGUGGUGAUGAGGACUGUGUUGAAAUCUAAGAAUUUCACUCAGUUGUACAUAGAUAAAACUAAUCUAUGUAAGUUGUAUGAUUCUUUUUUACCUAUGUUAACUAUAUUCCCAAAUAGUCAAAUGUACAAAACUAAUUUACAAUGCUGUAAGGAAAGAACUUUCCACUCAGAAUUUGUCAUCUCCUCAAACUAACCAGAGUUGUGGUAAUUAAAUUCUGCUGCAUAAAUAAAUCUUUGAAGACAA
This is a messenger RNA of Arachis stenosperma, 2477 nucleotides long. RefSeq names its product ubiquitin-like modifier-activating enzyme atg7. The record is from RefSeq and is a predicted model, not a curated record. Gene Ontology annotation, molecular function: Atg8 activating enzyme activity; Atg12 activating enzyme activity. The transcript has 14 exons. Lineage: Eukaryota; Viridiplantae; Streptophyta; Magnoliopsida; Fabales; Fabaceae. Gene Ontology annotation, biological process: C-terminal protein lipidation; piecemeal microautophagy of the nucleus; autophagosome assembly. The coding region runs from base 140 to 2263 and encodes 707 amino acids. Gene Ontology annotation, cellular component: cytoplasm; phagophore assembly site.